CCCGCGCGGCCCAUCUUCCUCAGCUGCUUGGGCCCGCGCCCCAGCCCAGUUACAGCCCGCGUGCCUUAAGCUUGGGCCAGCCCCUUUUGGGCCCAAUUUCAGCAUAUCUCAGGCCCAAUUAUAGGGCAAUCCUUGGCCAGAAAUUAAACAGUGUGGCCCAAUUGAUAUUUAGCCAAUUUUUGUGUCCCAGAGUCUCUUAUCAGAUGAAGGAGGAUGCUUCCGACUGGUGGAUUGACCACAGGGAUCGGAGGCCGGAGGCGGAGCUUCAUGCACUCACGCGUAGCAAGUUCCUUCCCCAGAGCUUUUGGGACAGAAUGGAGCAUGAGUUUUACCACUUGCAGCAGGGUAGCUCCAAAGUGGAUGAGUAUAUCCGCACCUUCACCCGCAUGUGCCUUUUUGCGGGCGACGCAGUGAACACCGAUCCCAAGAAGGCCCACAAGUUUCUUAAGGGGCUCAAUCAGAGGAUCUGUGAACUAGUGGGAAGUCACGGACUGAUGUCUUUCGCAGAUACUGUUAGUCGGGCUCAGGAGGUAGAGAGCUGUCUUAUUUCGAUAGCCCCAGUCCCAUCAUAUUAUCAUGCCUCCCAGCCUUCUCAGACCGCUGCUCAGUAUGCUCAGCCCAUCUCAUCUGGGCCACCCGGCUCUAGCUCGGGCAAGAGGAAGUCCGAUUAUCAGAACAAGAAGAAGGGAAAGAAAGGGAACUUCGGCAGACGUGACGACCGACCCACUCAGGGUCAAAUGCCGAGGUGCCCUAAAUGCGGUAGAUUCCACACCGGAGAGUGCUUAGCAGACCAGCGAGCUUGUUACAACUACAACCGUCUGGGUCAUUAUGCCAGCGUCUGCACUGAACCGAAGAGACAGCAACAGCA
This is a messenger RNA of Striga hermonthica, 868 nucleotides long. NCBI's taxonomy places the organism in Eukaryota, Viridiplantae, Streptophyta, Magnoliopsida, Lamiales, Orobanchaceae. The record is from the annotation of a GenBank genome assembly.